This is a messenger RNA of Liolophura sinensis, 2357 nucleotides long. RefSeq names its product apoptosis regulator R11-like. Gene Ontology annotation, molecular function: BH domain binding. The transcript is spliced from 3 exons. Gene Ontology annotation, cellular component: mitochondrial outer membrane. Gene Ontology annotation, biological process: regulation of apoptotic process; release of cytochrome c from mitochondria; extrinsic apoptotic signaling pathway in absence of ligand. Bases 266 to 895 code for a protein of 209 amino acids. Lineage: Eukaryota; Metazoa; Mollusca; Polyplacophora; Chitonida; Chitonidae. The record is from RefSeq and is a predicted model, not a curated record.
AUCCCUUUUUUUCAGUUUUCUUGGUCUUGAAGGUUACUCCAGUACAGGGCUCCUAAACAGUUAUGUGCUAUUUUUAACUCACCUACUUUCAUUUCAUUGGUUGGUUUUCACGUGACGCGCUUGCGCACCGGCAUGUUGACCUACAGCGUAAUGUCUGGAAAAUUCAGAACACAGGAAGGACGUUGUCAGAAGUCAGCGCGUUAUCCUGCUUGCUGUUUACCAGAUCUUUUUCGGCCGAUUGUGUUCAAAACUAAGAGGUAGCAAAAUGCCGUUAACAAAUAAUUUACUGGCCGCCUACAUGGGGAUGCCAGGGAGCCAGUCUAGUAAAACAGUGCAAUUUGGCAAGAAAUACAUGGACGUACCUGUAGAUCAGCAGGCAAUCGUCAUAGCAGACUACAUCCACAAACGUCAAGUUCUCGGAGAAAAGGAGCCCCCACCAGACCAAGUUUGUGAAACCAUGGCAUAUCUUGUGGAGGAAUUUCUGCGGGGUAAUUCGAAGUCUAUAUCAGCAAUCACAGAUGUCCUUAAAGAUACAAAUCAGAAAGGGAAGUCUCACGAACAAGUGAUAACAAGGAUUUUUGACUCCAUGUUUUCUGAUGGCAUAGUAAACUGGGGAAGAAUUGGAGCAGCUUAUGCCUUUGGGGUGAAAUACUGUUUGAAGAAAUCUACAGACAUCAAUGGCAACAGACAGGGAUUACCGGAUGAGAGGAUACUUCGGUGUGUAGGAAAAUAUGUGGGUGAGAAGCUGGGGACUUGGAUCGAGAAACAGGGUGGAUGGGACUCUGUAGUUGGACUUUUCCCAAACCAGGAAGCUGUGCUAAAGCGUUUUCGUUCUCUCGGAUAUCUGUGUCUCACCGUUGGGUUAGGAUCACUGCUGAAUGCCCUGUCUUCGUGAUAUCAUUGGAUGAUGUUAUGUUACGACUGUGAUAUUCUGUCGCCUGACUGAGUCAUACAAGCAAGUCCUGCUCUGCUUAGUCAGUUAAGGGGCUUGAAACUACCGGGCCCGAGGAUUGCUAAUGGAUUGUUGAGUGUUGCUCAGUUGCUUCAGCAAGACACCAGUCCUACGUGAGAAGCUGGAUGGCCUGGGUAAUAAUGGAUUCUGCUAUAGCUGUGAUCUGAAAGUGCCCACUCAUACCACUCUUCAGCACCUCAUUGCAAUGAAUCUGAGUGACAAUAGACUCUUCAUCAUUCAUUGAAUUUACACAGUGUGUAAUUUCAUGAGGUUUUCGAAAUGCAAUUUUGAAAGCUGAGGGAAAGUCUGUAGUGGUCAAUUUGUGACACUUUUGGCAGUUGUAAGCCUUAAACCGGCAUAAUUGGGAAAUGUAAAGUUUGAAGAAUCUGCUAUUCACAGUGAAAAUCUGAGUUUUCCCGCCAUGUGGCCUAGGAAUAGUUUCAGCAGAUUGAUAAACUUUAUUUAUCCUGGCCUAAUUAAGUCAGAUUAUGAUGUCCUGCAAGGAUAGAAAGUCAAAAAUAUCACAUUAUUAUCCAUUAUAGUUAUUACUUCAUAUUAAACUUUUGUAUCACAAUCCACUAUAUUUCUCAAUCUAAGUUGCAGAAUGAGAAGUGGAAAGGGUUUAUAUACUUCGGCUGUCACCAUAGUUCAGCUUCUCUGUUUUAAUCAUAAUAUCUUGUUGAAUUAUCACAGUUGCUUGUAUUGCACCAAAAUGACUCUACUAGUUUGCCUGGGACAAGUAUGCAUGUUAGAUAAUGCAUGUUGAAUUUAUUACACUUUGCAUUAACUAAAGUCACAUUAUUACUGUAACAUCAUUUUAACCUAAUUUAUGAACUGAAUUAAUGGUUGGGCUCAAAGUAAAAGUAAAAGUUAGACGGUAGCCAAAACUACAUCUAAUUUCCUGUGACUAAUGGUAAUAUUGUGACCAAAUUAGUACAGUUUCUGUAAUGAAAUCCAGCCUAAGUAAAAAUUGUUUUCUAACAGUAGAUUGGUUAUUUUGCAUUUCAAACAUUUGUUGAUUAUUUGCUCACAACAAAUUGGCUUAUAAUUCUGCUGUCAUUGUGAAUGAAGUUAGAACUAUUAUGGAAUUCUGGUUUAUUUCAAUUUCUCAGUGGCUGUGUCAGUGUUCUUUGUGAACUGUCUUUAGUCCACUCGAGAACAAUAAGGCAUCUUAAGUUUGUCUCAGAACUGACCCUGUAUAAACUUCAGCUGAAUUAGUGCAUGGUUCUUCACCUUUGUUUUAGUGUAUAAUACUUACAAUAGAUAAUAAUCAUGCUUUUCCACUGUGAUUGACAGAAUCCAAAACAUACAAGACACUGAUCUGAAGAGACCACCACCAUUAAAUGGAAAAGUCUUUGGUGGCAUUCUAAUAAAGGCUUUUUAAUAUGACCUUGAGUAAUACAUA